Molecule: messenger RNA, 2762 nt
Organism: Rhincodon typus (whale shark)
Lineage: Eukaryota; Metazoa; Chordata; Chondrichthyes; Orectolobiformes; Rhincodontidae
Product: mediator of RNA polymerase II transcription subunit 13-like
Exons: 9
Biological process (GO): regulation of transcription by RNA polymerase II
Cellular component (GO): mediator complex
Molecular function (GO): transcription coregulator activity
Source: RefSeq, a predicted model, not a curated record
AAGACAUUCAACUAGUGAAAAUUCUGAGGAAGAGAUGGCCAGCAAUGCUGCUUCCUGGGAUUUUACAGAGCCAGGCCAAAGAGUGAAUUGUUCUUGUUCGAGGCAAAAGCUUCUAAAACAGCGAAGUACUACAGGCACAAACCGCCCUCCAUCCAUCUCUCAGCCUGGCUUUAAUGCUGGGCUCCCUUCCGCUUCUUCCUUGCCAUCGUCUGCAUCUUCUAAGCACAAAACAAAUGAGAAGCAGGAAAAGGGAGAUAAGCAGCAGAAGCGACCUAUGACUCCAUUUCAUCAUCGACCUUCAUUAACUGAUGAGCUUUGCAUGGAGCAAGAUCCAACAGGACAGAAGCUUGGAUUAGUUGGUAUUGAUGUCUCCUUAGAAAUGCACAGCAGCAGGAAGUAUGGCAAGCCAGCAUCUGGACAUCCAGGAAACCAGAGCAAGCCACUAAAUUUGAAUCCUAUGGAUUCUCCACGUUCUCCCAUCUCUCCACUUCCACCAACUCUCAGCCCCCAACCGAGAGGUCCAGAGGCAGAAGGUUUGGAAGGAGCUCCUGUGCCCAUUAAUCCAUUACUGUAUAGUAAUGGUCUAGAACUUCAGGCGAUUCCCAGCCUUGAUGAUAAGACUGGGCUUUUAUCACAAAGACUACCACCGGUGCCGGAGGUCAGUGAGACUACUCUAUACAAUGGUAUCACUGCACAAAAUUUGGAGUCAUCGGACAGAAUCUCAUGGCAGUGUUACAAGACUCCAACCCAUGUAGAGGGAGAUUUCAGGCCACCAGAACUGCACUGUGACAGAUGUGACAAUAAAAUUGAUAAUCCAGAUGGCUCAGCACUAAGACGACUUCUAGCACAGCCCCAUAAACGAUUCAAAGUUUCAGAAGAAAGUUUACAAAUGCAAAUCCAGGAAAUUAAUUAUCUGGAUCCAACUAGACUUAUCCAGCAGCGUACUGAAGGUCCCGGAGAACUUAAUGACCCUUACACUUUUGUGGAUGGCGAUAUUGAAUACAGCUUCACUUCGAUUAAAAAGUCAAAACUUGGUUCUGAGAAAGAUACAUCAAAGAAAUCACAACCGAACAAGCUCGAAGAUGGAUUUGGUACUAGGGAAACUCAGUCUAGUCAUGCUACACAGUUACUUGAUGGAAAAGAUGCCAUGUCUAUUUUUAACACUGCUCCAAAAUCAGAAACACGACAAUCUCCGACAGGACGGCUAGUUCCUGCAAGCCUCACACGAGAGACUGACCUAGUGGUAUCUUUGAAUGACCUGGACAAUCUUUUUGACAACUCUGAUGAUGAGGAAAAUGGGACAUCUUCUCCAACACGCUCUAAGCAGGCAAAUACGGGAUCAGAAGACAAAGCUGUUGGAAAAGAUGUGAAGACAACAGGGCCUUAUCCUCCAACUGUCGCAGAUCUGCAAAGAAUGUUUCCAACCCCUCCAUCCCUGGAGCAACAUCCAGCAUUUUCUCCAGUAAUGAAUUAUAAAGAUGGUGUUAAUUCUGAGAUGCCUGCAGGGAUGAAUAGCAUGGAGAAUCCAGUGGGUACUAUGACUGCAACUCAAUUCACAGAAUUCAAAAUGCAAGUGGAAGAUCGACUGGGCAGUCCUAAGCCUGAAGAAAUAACAGAUUUCUCUUACGUGCACAAGCCCCCAAAAGCCAAGGCUUUUGUUGGGUCUUCAAUGUUUGCACCACUGAAGGCCGUGCCCAGUCAAUGCCUUGCUCCACUGAAAAUGCCAGAUGCCUGCAUUUACCGACCAUCAUGGGCUAUUCCUCCAAAAAUCGAACAACUGCCUGUACCACCACCUGCUUCACUAAAUCGAGAUGGAUAUGUCAAUGUGCCUAGUGUUGGGAGUCUGACAGAAGAUUAUAUUCAAAUGAGCACUCCUCAAAUGAGCACACCUUUGGCAGUAAGUUCGACUGCACCUGCCAGCAACAGUGGUGCUGGUGUGUUGCCAUCUCCAGCAACUCCUCGCUUCUCUGUCCCAACACCUCGUACACCAAGGACACCACGAACUCCACGGGGUGGGGGCACUGCCAGUGGGCAAGGAUCAGUGAAGUAUGACAGUGCUGAUAUGUGUUCUCCUGCUUCAACGCCCUCAACUACACGACCGUUGAACUCCGUGGAGCCAGCAACCAUACAGUCAAUUCCACAGGCACACAGCUUGUAUGUUACGCUAAUCCUGUCGGAUUCGGUAAUGAAUUUCUUCAAAGAUCGCAACUUUGAUAGCUGCUGUAUCUGUGUUUGUAAUAUGAAUAUCAAAGGGGCAGAUGUUGGUUUAUACAUCCCAGAUCCAACCAAUGAAGCCCAGUGUGGAUGCACCUGUGGAUUUAGUGCUGUCGUAAACCGCAGACUUGGAUAUAAUGCAGGUCUCUUUCUCGAGGAUGAAUUUGAUAUUUUUGGGAGGACAUCUGAGAUUGGUCAAGCUGCAGAAAGACGAUUGAUAUUGUGUCGAAAUUCUGUUGUUCCCCAAGGAUUUGAUGGGUCAAAGAGGCUACAAGAUCUAACAGCAAGCUUAAUUUUCCUUGUACAGGAUCAGUGUACAGGACCUUUCACUUCUCUAAGUUCUCUGGACUACAUUUCCUUAGAUAGAUCAGCACUUCAAUCAGCAAAUUGGAACAAUGACAAACUGAGAGCAGAUAAUAGCGAUUCUUGCACAGAGUGUUACAAUGCCCUGGAGCAGGGUCGACAGUAUGUGGAUAAUCCAUCUGGUGGAAGAAUAGAUGAAGCACUAAUUAGAAGUAGGAGUUUGCACCCAUGGCCCAAUAGUAACG